Messenger RNA from Racocetra fulgida, 684 nucleotides. NCBI's taxonomy places the organism in Eukaryota, Fungi, Glomeromycota, Glomeromycetes, Diversisporales, Gigasporaceae. The record is from the annotation of a GenBank genome assembly.
AUGGCAAUUGCCAUAGUUUAUAUGGCUAAGGAAUUCAAUUGGAAUCAUACUACACAAGGAUUUGUAUCGUCAUCAUUUUAUUUUGGAUAUUUUACGACUCAAAUUAUAGGAGGUGCGCUUACUGAUAAAUUCGGUGGCAGGAUAGUAUUAGGCAUAGGAGUUGGUGAAGGUGCAACUUUUCCAUGUAUUCAAUCCUUAAUCACUAAAUGGUUUCCACCUGAAGAACGAAGUAGAGCUAUUUCAAUAAUAUUUGUUUCUAAUUUUAUUGGUAUGGCAGUCGCUAUGCCAAUUUCAAAUAUAUUGGGUUCUAAUUAUCCAGGAAUUAGCAAAGAAGAAUUAGAUUGGAUUUUGGAAAGCAAGUCAAGUUCUUAUUCUCAUGAUAAUUUUGGACACUAUCAAUCAGGAUCCAGGGAAUAUAUUACGAUUACUGAAGAUGAUCAUGGUAUUCAAAACGAAAACGAUACGUUAUUACCAAAGAAUCAAAUAUCAUCAAGACCACAUUAUAUAGAUAAAAUUCCUUGGAAAUUGAUAUUUUCUCGUCGUGAAGUGUGGGCAAUUUUACUUGGUCAAUUUUUUAAUUCAUGGGGUUAUUAUAUUCUGCUUAAUUGGCUGCCAAUAUUUUAUUAUGAACAUUUUCAUGUUGACAUUAAUUUAAUUGGAUAUUACACUGGUAUGAAAUCUUAA